AUGGCCGCUGCCCGGAAUUUCACCAUCUCCUGCCACUGCGGUGCCGCUCGGCAGGCCGUGGCUCCGCGGGGCAACCAGAGCCUCUUCUCCGAGGUGUCGUUCUGCCACUGCGACAGCUGCCGCCACCUGACAGGCCUGCUGUGCGCCUCCUACGCCCCUAUUUCCUCCCACCCUGCUCCCUCCGUUGCCGGGCUGCAGAGUUAUUCCACCUCACCGGCCUCGACCAGGUAUUUCUGCUCCACCUGCGGCUGCCACGUCUUCCGCGCCAGCCGGCCGUCCCCAUCCUCGGCCCCUGAGCAAUGGUCAUGGGAGGUCGCCACGGGCGCCGUCGUCGACGGCCCGGCGCCCACCUCCAGCCUCCCUGAGCAAUGGCGCCACCUUCACAUCCGCGACACCAAAGACGGCGGCCUCUCUGCCUGGCUGCCCAACGCCGACCCCCCUCCACAAUCCUCAGAGCACUCCCCCGCCUCCCCAGACCAAAGCACCACGCUCCCAGCCUCCUGCCACUGCCGCUCCAUCUCCCUCCAAAUCACCCGGCCCUCGCCCGACCCAGCCCUCAACCCGGACUCCCCGUACGCCGACCUGCUGCUCCCCUACCACAGCACCCCCUCCACCACCGUCUCCAACCCCUCCCGCGAGAAGUGGUACCUGCGCCCCGACCCGGCGCUCCUCCGCUCGCAUCAUUCCCCAUCCCCAAACCACCAGCCCCAACACGUCCGCUACCUCGCCGGGACCUGCGCCUGCGAGACCUGCCGCCUGACCAGCGGCUUCGAGAUCCAGACAUGGUCCUUCAUCCCCCGCCGCAACAUCCUCAUCCGCCUCUCCCAGCCGGGCGAAGCCGGGUCGUCCACCAACCCAGCCGCAACCGCAAACGCCUCCUCCCACCCAGAUCCACAGCAACAGCAACAGGAGGAGGAGCAGCAGCACCAGCAACCGCAGAAACCGCACCAGGAGCAGGAGCAGCAGCAACAGGAGGAGCAGCAGCAGCAACAGAAGCAGCAGCAGCAGCAGCAGCAGCCGCAACCAGAGGGGGAGGAAAAAGAAGAAGAGGACUACCGCCCGCUCGACUUCACCCGCCUGCCCACCAACUCACCGCUGAAAGCCUACGAGUCCUCGCCAGGCCGACUGCGCGAGUUCUGCGGGCGCUGCGGCGCCACCGUCUUCUGGCACGACCGUGUGCGGCCGGAUCUGAUCGACGUCAGCGCAGGGCUGUUCCGCGCGGCCGCGGGCGCGAGGGCGGAGGACUGGCUGGCGUGGUGGACCGGCCGGGUCAGUUUCUCGGAGGAGGCUGGGACAGGCAGGCACGGCGGGGCCAAGGCGUGGGGGAAAGGGGUGAUUAAGGCUUUGGAGCGGCGUUUGAAGGCACACCAUCAGGGUCAGAGCGAGAGUCAGGUCCGCGUCAGCAGGGGCAGCGACGGUGCUUGA
Thermothielavioides terrestris NRRL 8126 is the source of this 1425-nucleotide messenger RNA. RefSeq lists its product as uncharacterized. Bases 1 to 1425 code for a protein of 474 amino acids. The record is from RefSeq and is a predicted model, not a curated record. Gene Ontology annotation, molecular function: carbon-sulfur lyase activity. The transcript has a single exon. Lineage: Eukaryota; Fungi; Ascomycota; Sordariomycetes; Sordariales; Chaetomiaceae.